AUGAAUUCCAGUCAGAAAAAGGUUCGAGAUUGCUGUGAGUCUAGGACGAGAAUUCUACUGAAAAUGGAGGGAGACCGGAAAAGAGAGAAAAGAGAGAAAAUCGAGUACGGUGUCGUUUUGACGAGAAGAAAGAAUAAAAAUGGUAAACCUUUUGAAGCACGCGAAUUGGACAAUAGGGAUCGGAAAGUGAC
Molecule: messenger RNA, 191 nt
Organism: Striga asiatica
Lineage: Eukaryota; Viridiplantae; Streptophyta; Magnoliopsida; Lamiales; Orobanchaceae
Source: the annotation of a GenBank genome assembly